ACCGCUCGUCUCACAUAACGAGGUCUGUGCUGCUGAGAGGAGCUCCAGUCUGUUUAGAAAAGGUUCGAUUCGAACUUUCUCAGUGGAAAUUCGUCGAGAAUUUUUUUGUUUUGUUUUUUAAAUUGACUUCAAAAAGGACCCAGGGUUUUUCAUUUAUGGAUCCCAACAAGUCUCCCAGUGCUCCUCCAUCGGGAUGGACCGAUGAGAAGUCCGUCAUGAUGCAGAACCCACCGCCGCCUCCCUACCAGGACGGGCCACAGCCCGGGGCCCCUCAUUUUUACCCGCCUCAGCCUCAGGGUUAUGGAAUGCCUCAGCAGUAUGGUGCAGAAUAUAACCAGCAGGCCUACAACAUGGGCCAGCAGUACCCAUCGCAGCCCAAUACCGUCAUGGUCCAGCCCACUGUGUACGUCGCCCGAGGCCCUCUGGUAAACCCAGUCAAUGACUACUUGGGCUACUCCAUCUUCACCAUGCUCUGCUGCUGCAUGCCACUUGGCAUCGCUGCCCUCAUCUACUCCAUUUCAACCCGUGAAGCCAACCACACAGGCGAUCAGCUGGCAGCAGAGCGGAACAGCAGGACAGCCAGGACGCUGAACCAUGUGGCUCUGGGACUCGGACUUGGAUCUUUGGUCCUGUGCAUCAUCUACGUGAUUGUUAUUGUCGUUGUCCAUGCUCACAACUAAACCUGCAUUUUAUCUUUACUCUGCAUGCUUGUUCUACUUCACAUAACCAGAACAUAUUUGGAACAUUAUCUAUCAUUAGGGUCGAGCCUCUGGGCCUGUUUUUGAUUCUUAGUUUUGAAUCUCACCAAAGAAAUUCUUUUAUUCACACAAAAUUAACCAGUCAGCCUCUCAGGAAAUCAUCAGAACAGAAAGUCAGUGACUCAACCUGAAUGGUCGUUUUAUUCAUAUUGUUUUUAAAACAAAACCUAAAAGUGUUUUUUUUUUAAAAUACAGACUUUCAUUAUAGAUAAAUUUACGAAUUAAAAAAAAGUUUUUUUAAUCUAACUUUAUCUGAACAUUUUGUGCUCCAGUGUGCAGUCUUGAUAGAAUUACAUGUUUUUCCCCCAUUUGUUUAGAGUUUCUGCAUCAGUGUUCCCAUCUUUUAUCUUGCCUUUUGUUUGCAUUUUUCUGCUCUGCUUUCACACGCAGCCUCUGGAGGCACAGGGAUCCUGAAACGACACCAUAAUUCCUGGAAAGGAAAGAAUUUGCGCAGUAUUCUAAACAAUCUAACGGUUUCGAGUGUACAAGUAGCACACACUUAGAAGUCACACUGAAAGGUUUUUGUUUUUUUUUUUUUGUUUUUUCUCACUGUGACAUUGACAAACACAAGUCUGAUGCACCAGACCAGAAAAACACACUUCACUUCAGGAUGCGACUAAUAAAUUCCAGAUGUGUUGAAUUCUGAUGUUUGAAUAAAGAAACGGGGAAAAUCCACAAAGAGCAAGUUAGGAGUUCUUCUGAAUUUUCCAAGACGUUAACAAUAAAUGUUUUGUCCAUCUCUCUGAACCAUCUUCAUUUUCCGUUUAUAAAUUCUUGUCAACAUUAACAUUUUUGUUCACAAGUGUUCCCUAAGACUUUUUUUUCUCACUCAAACAUCAUGCAUUAUUAUGUUCCUUUUCUCAGGAUGUAUUCUUCCAAUUUCUCCCUUUGUCGGAUCGUGGUGUGUUUAUGUAGGAGUUCACUUUAUCUUUUAGUAGAACAGGCUUCUUUUUGUUGUCCGAGGCACAAUGAAUGUGAAUACAGAAACCAAAAAGUGAAAUCAUUCCUUUUGUUGCUGCUGUAAAGUGACAAACACAGUUUUAGAAUAAAAAUCCACCUGUUGCCUUGCCUGUGCCACAGUGUUUGCCUUGUAUUUUGUACCGCAGCUUUGAAAUAAACGUGAAAAUUAUA
Molecule: messenger RNA, 1889 nt
Organism: Austrofundulus limnaeus
Lineage: Eukaryota; Metazoa; Chordata; Actinopteri; Cyprinodontiformes; Rivulidae
Product: proline-rich transmembrane protein 1
Exons: 3
Coding region: 156-680 (174 amino acids)
Cellular component (GO): membrane
Source: RefSeq, a predicted model, not a curated record